Molecule: messenger RNA, 1783 nt
Organism: Conger conger (European conger)
Lineage: Eukaryota; Metazoa; Chordata; Actinopteri; Anguilliformes; Congridae
Product: docking protein 5-like
Exons: 8
Coding region: 118-1053 (311 amino acids)
Biological process (GO): cell surface receptor protein tyrosine kinase signaling pathway; positive regulation of MAPK cascade
Cellular component (GO): cytoplasm
Source: RefSeq, a predicted model, not a curated record
GCAGACGUCGCGCACCUCUGCGUGAUCGUCUACACAGUUUGAACUUCAUACGGGCCUUGAAAUUGCAACAGCAGGGACGGAAACUACAGUGGCCACUUAACAGGUAUCUGGGCAUCCAUGGAUUUCUCCUGGGAUAAAACGCAGAUGACUUCAAUUUUUAAUGACGUUGUGAAACAGGGAUAUGUGAGAAUUCGCAGCAAACGUUUUGGGAUCUACCAGAGAUGCUGGCUGGUGUUCAAGAAGGCCUCCAGCAAAGGCCCCACCAUGUUUGAGAAGUUCUCAGAUGAGCAGGCCGCCUACUGUCGCCGCUCACACAAGGUAACAGAGCUGACUGACGUCAAAAAUGUGCUGAGGCUACCAAAGCUCAAGAAGAAGCAUGCAGUGAAUGUGAUUUUCAAUGACAACACCUCAAAGACUAUUGCUUUUGAGUCAGAACUGGAGGCCAAAGAGUGGUGCAAAGCACUACAAAUUGAAUGCCUUGAGUCAAAAAGUCUUGACCGAAAUUUUGGGGAGCCAGACCUGCUGGCGACAAGAGCACACAGAGAGCAGAGUGAGAGAUUCCAUGUGUUCUUGAUGCCAUCCCCUAGCUUGGAUGUACACGGGGAAUGCCUUCUUCAGAUUACUAUGGAAACCAUUUGCCUCUGGGACGUGCUCAACCCUCGCUCCAAAAUGGCCUCCUGGCCAUUAACAGCUCUGAGGCGUUACGGUCGAGAUAAAACUUGGUUUACCUUUGAGGCCGGGAGGAUGUGUGACACGGGGCAGGGGCUGUUCACCUUUCAGACGCGAGAGGGAGAGGCCAUCUAUAAGAAGAUCCACUCCGCCGCAUUAACCAUCGCAGAACAUCACGACUGGAUGACCGGGGCUUCCAAGAAUGAGAAGAACAUGGAAGAGAGGGUGGCUGAUAAGAUGGUGAAAUCGGCACUCUGUCUGAGCGAGCACUGGCCCUGCAUCAGCCAGCAGGCCGGCAGCACGCAGGCGGGAUGCUCGAAAGAGAGCAUCACAGAAGAAAACAUCAUUCCCUUAGAAGUCUUCAAGGAGAGGACUUACAGAUAAGAAUACGGAUUCCUCUGAAAUAAAAGACAGAAAAUAAACUCAUUGAGAGGAUGAGAUCUGAAAAGUACAUUUUUUAUUAUUAUUGUGUAAAUCUGAUAGAAGGAAUUUGAGCUGAAAUAUUUAGUAUUAGUUUUUAUGAUGAAUAUAUAAACUUGAUGUUUUCUGAUGCACUAGUGAUUUCACUAACUUUGCAUUCUAAUGCACUGAUUUCGAUUUUUUGCUAGGUAGUUUGUAACAUGUUAGAUAAUGAUACAUUACUUACAUGCAGUAUGCAAAAUAACUAAUGAUUGCUGUACAUUUCUUAUGUGAAUAACAUAAAUUAAGGAUUACAUAUCAAUAGGAAUUAAGUCGCUAUAUGUAUAUAUGUAGAGAAACGCAACUUACUAUUUCAUCUAUAUAGAUUAACAUGUAAAUAUAUAGGACAUAAUGAAAUUUUAAGUUUUGAAAUGUACACAUAGGAGAUUUACUCUUACCAGACAGUAGCAAAGAGUAUUGUGCCUUUUCUUUUAAAAAAACUGUUGUUCCACCAGAGUGUGCUAGUGGACUGAAAUACUUACUGUUAAUCGAAAAAAAUCCAUUGCACUAUUUGUAACUUUGUUAAACAGGUUAACUUUAUAUUAUGAAUUUUUUUGAUGUCCCAUUAUUCUACAUAGUGAUAACAUGAUCAUGGCUGUACCGUACAAAGCAAAACUCAACAUAAGAAAUAUUUACAUAAAUUGAAAUUAAUGUC